UAGCCGUGGCCAGUAAAACACCUCCAUUUUUUUCACAUAAAUACUUUCAGCCAUUUGUUCUUUUUUCUGCGCGAUCACCUUGGCCGUAGCACCGAACAGGUUGCUCGCUUCAAUUGCCAUUGCCACUCCGCGGUUUAAAACGUAAAUUACCUGUCAAAGUGACGUUUGGAAGCGCGCGAAACGGAUUCGCGCCUAGACUCGCGAGUUUUCUUUUUCUGAAAGUUCAAAUUUCAAGUUUCGAAGAUGAAGGAGCUGAAUGGAGUCGUCUCUACCAGCCAGUGCGAGACGAAUGGCAUGAUCGUCGCUAAGAACGGGAAAAAAGAAAAUAACGGCCACGAGAACUGCACAUUCCACCAUGACCUGGAGCUGGACCACAGACCACCCACCAGAGAGGCACUACUGCCUGACAUGGCCAACUCCUACAGACUGCUACUCACAGGAUUGGGAGAGGACCCAGAGAGGCAAGGACUCCUGAAGACACCAGAAAGAGCAGCCAAAGCCAUGCUUUUCUUCACCAAGGGCUACGACCAGAGUUUGGAAGAGGUCCUGAACAACGCCAUCUUCGACGAGGACACCGACGAGAUGGUGGUCGUGAAAGAUAUUGAGAUGUUCUCCAUGUGUGAGCACCAUCUGGUCCCCUUCUACGGGAAGGUGUCCAUCGGGUAUCUGCCCCAGGGCAAGAUCUUGGGGCUUAGCAAGCUGGCUAGGAUCGUUGAGAUUUUCUCCCGGCGCCUUCAAGUGCAGGAGCGCCUGACCAAACAAAUUGCCAUCGCGGUCACCCAAGCCGUCCGUCCAGCGGGCGUUGCCGUCGUCAUUGAAGGAGUGCACAUGUGCAUGGUGAUGCGAGGGGUUCAGAAGAUCAAUAGCAAGACGGUGACGUCAACCAUGCUCGGAGUCUUCCGCGACGACCCCAAGACGAGGGAGGAGUUCCUCAACUUGGUCCACACGAAGUGAGCCCGACGCUGUUUGUGUUCGUCCGCAGUUGUUUUUCGAUGGUCUUUUGUUUUUUUUUCUGUUUUCUUUUGUCUUUUUUUGUAUUUUUCCCGUUUUUUCUUUAGUUUUUUUUAUUUUCCCGUUUUUUCUUUGUUUUUCUUUCUUUUUUUGUUAUUUUUUUUACUGUUUUCUUCAAUUUUAGAGUUCUUUUUAGGCAUUUUUAUGAAUAAUGUUUGCCAAUACAGUCUUUUUGAUAAGGAUGAUCAGUUCAACGUUCAUUAUCGGAACUGCAAUUUAUGUAAAAUGCAUCUAGCUACUAAACUAGCACUUUUACAUUAAUAAGAGUGCGGUUACGUUAACCAGAUUGUUAAAGUUGCUUUGUAUAAAAAGAGACUUGUGUUUAAAAAUAUUAUUCAAGCAAACAAUUUACAAAUACUGUAAUUUGAUAUAACGACAUAAUUUCAACUGCUAAGAAUUCAGAUUAGAAAAUCAACAUACAUUUGAAGGCUAUGUUAUUUAGUACAAAGUUUUUUUGUUUGUCUGAAAAGCCAUAUUGUGUUAUUGAAUUAAUUUUAAACAGAUCAUUGAAAAAUAACUCUCAAGAACACAUUUUUAUUUAAUUUUAAAUUAUAGUUUAAUGCAGCUUUUUCCUAAAUAAAUAUGGCGUAAGCCUAAGUAAAUAAAUAAAAACAAAAUGGCCUAUGGAGGGGGUGCCAAAUUGUUAUUUUUCUCGAAUUUUAUAUUUAUUAGUUAAUCACUUUGAAAAUAUUGAACAUACUCUGAAACUUAUUUAUUUUUAAUAUUUUGAGACAAAAUCGAACAUAAUUAACAAUAAAAUACAUUCCUUUCCACACACAGUAUUUUUUAUAAAAUAAUAUAAUUAAUAAGUAUACAAAAAGGAAUCAAAACUGCCUUAGUUGUUAAUAUUAUUUUAAUAUUAUUAUUUUGCAAUUAUAUAUUUUAUUUAGCAAAGCUUUGCAAUGAGCUUUUUCUCUUUUACGCUCAGAAAUAUAAAAGUUUUAUGAAUUUACACGAACAGAUAAAAAUUAUAUUGUGUAAAUUAAAAUAUUUACUUGACAAUACAAAUUAUAUUUUAUGAUAAAUAAAUUUUAUUGCGAUUUUUGGUGAAUGUGGUAGAAAUAUAUUGCCCAAAUCUACUGCAUUGUCCAAAAAAAAACUGAUUUACAUUUGUUAAUAGACCAGUACAAGGAGCGUCAUUCACUUAGACUUUUAACAAAAAAAAUUAGAUUAAUUUUUUUGAGGACCAAAUUUUUUUAAACAAAAAUCUCAAGCGACAUGGCUGACGCUAGACAUUUUUGUGAAAAUCCUUUUUAUGAUAUUUUUGUGUAGGUAAAUCAUUUUAUUAAUGAUUGUACCAUAACGUUGCCUUAGCUGCUAAAUUGUGAAAAUAAGAUUUUUGAUAUGUUUAUGUAAUCUUUAUAAAAUGUGUAACUCGGAUAGUUAUCUGAUUUUAUGAAUAAAAGUUUUUAUUUUAAGUUGAA
This is a messenger RNA of Ostrinia furnacalis (Asian corn borer), 2435 nucleotides long. RefSeq names its product GTP cyclohydrolase punch (gene Pu). Gene Ontology annotation, molecular function: GTP cyclohydrolase I activity; GTP binding; zinc ion binding. The record is from RefSeq and is a predicted model, not a curated record. Gene Ontology annotation, cellular component: cytoplasm. Bases 244 to 954 code for a protein of 236 amino acids. The transcript is spliced from 6 exons. Gene Ontology annotation, biological process: tetrahydrofolate biosynthetic process; tetrahydrobiopterin biosynthetic process. NCBI's taxonomy places the organism in Eukaryota, Metazoa, Arthropoda, Insecta, Lepidoptera, Crambidae.